This is a messenger RNA of Pediculus humanus corporis (human body louse), 1698 nucleotides long. RefSeq lists its product as uncharacterized. The transcript has 5 exons. Bases 1 to 1698 code for a protein of 565 amino acids. The record is from RefSeq and is a predicted model, not a curated record. Lineage: Eukaryota; Metazoa; Arthropoda; Insecta; Psocodea; Pediculidae.
AUGACGUCACUCAUUUACGACGAUGGCGACGAGUACGAUGACGAAACGAUAAUAGAAAAUAAAAAAAAUACUGCUAGAGAAAAUGGCGAUAGAUCAUUGGUUGUCGUUUUACCAUUUAAGGGUGAAAAUAAAAAAAAUAUAAAUGAACUUUAUACGAAAAAACCAUUUGUUAAAAUGAUCGAUACAGUUAAAGAUUUAGAAUCCGAUGGUAGCAGUUACAAAGAUGAAAUACCAAACGUAACGAGAAGAAAAGAUGAUGUCGGAACGACUGAAUUUAAUUCUAAAGAAAUAUACGCAGAUAGUUUUUCCAUUCCUGUCGAAACGACGACAGAAACUUUCGAAGAUGUAACAAAAUCAUAUACAAAUUAUAUAAAUCCAGAACAAGUAACACAAAAAUUUGACAAUCCUGUUUUGGUAUAUUCUAAACCUGUUAAAUACAACGAUGAUGAUGACAACGAAGAUUGGAUAAAAAAAACGAAAGAAAUCGAUCAAGUUAUCGAUACGUUGCCUAAAGACAUGAAAAAAUUUAUUUUUGAACUUGGAUUAAAUAAAGAUAAUGAUAAUAAUGAUGAUAAAGUAGGAGAAAAAAAUGAGAAAAAUGUUUUACAAGUUAAAAAAAUAAUACAUCCUAUAAUAGAUGCAAAAUCUUAUUCUGUAUUUAAACCAUUGUCAUUGAAUGUAAAAAAUGAUGAUAAAUCAUUAACAGAAGACAUGAAAACAUUUUUAAAAUCAUUUGGUCUUUAUCCAGAUGAUGUGAGAUAUACAAAAUCAAUCAAAGAAAAUGAUUCAAAAAAAUCAAUCAAUGAAAAUGAUUCAAAAAAAUCAAUCAGAGGUGAUGAAAUAUCAGAGGGACAACUUAAUUUCUUACCAGAUGAUUUAAAAUUAGUUCUUGAGGAUAUGGGUUUGCUUAAGGUUAGAGAGAAAAAUGAUGUACCAUUUAUGACAAUCCAUGUUUUCAAACCAAGCAAUCAUAGUGUGCCAAAAUCAAAUGAAGAUAUAGAAAAAUUAAAUGCAAUUUUAACAUCAAUUAAAACAACAAUAAAUAAAUCAAAAUCUUUAACACCUGAUGUUCAAAGUGAAAUAACAGAAAAAGUUAAACAACUCAAUACUUUCAAACAAACAACUAAACCUAGAAUAGCAAGAAGAGUCACUAAAUUAUUUGAUGGACCUGAUCCAUUAGUACUUACUGAUGAGACUUUAUUAAAAACUGAUGUUAAAAGACAAGACAAUGCCACUGAUACAUCCUCUGCUUCUUCUUCUGCUUCUGAUGAUGAUAGUGAUAGUGAAAAUGGUGGAGAUACAAUGACAACUUUAUCUCCUGAUACAGCAAGUGAUGAAUCAGGAACUGUUACUGAAUCUGAAAAUACAGAUUUAUCAAAUAAUUCAACUGCUGAAGCUGAUUCUAAUUUAGAAGCACUUAAAGAUUCUUUUGGAGGAGGAGAAACUGCUGAUGAUAGUGAAGAUGUUGAUAGUUCAUUACCACCAAAAAAGCCCAAUGGUUUAUAUCUUUUAUUUGAUUGGAAUAGCUUUUUGGAAGUUGGUACUGAAGAUGAUGAUAGAAGAGUAAAUCUUAGAUUUCAACCUAAAUCUAAUUCAUCCGUUAAUAUCUCGGAUUCACUAAAAACGAUUAAACAUUUCACUUUCACAAAAAAAGAAAACCGAAAUCUGUUGCAACUCAACGCGCUCUGGUUAUUUUGA